CGAGACACCAUGAAGGCGUCUGGCACACUUAGGGAGUACAAAGUCGUCGGGCGUCUGUUGCCCUCUGCCAAGAACCCGACCCCUCCUCUGUACCGCAUGAGGAUCUUCGCCCCCAACCAUGUGGUGGCCAAGUCCCGCUUCUGGUACUUCGUCUCCCAGCUGAGGAAGAUGAAGAAGGCGAACGGAGAGACCGUGUACUGCGGCCUGGUUCAUGAGCAAUCUCCCUUGAAGGUGAAAAACUUUGGCAUCUGGCUGCGUUACGAUUCCCGCAGUGGCACCCACAACAUGUACCGCGAGUACAGAGACCUCACCACCUCCGGAGCCGUCACCCAGUGCUACCGGGAUAUGGGAGCUCGUCACCGUGCUCGCGCUCAUGCCAUCCAGAUCAUGAAAGUGCAGGUGAUCGCAGCCAACAAAUGCCGCAGAGCCGCCAUCAAGCAGUUCCACGAUUCCAAGAUCAAGUUCCCUCUGCCCCACAGGGUCCUGCGUCGCCAGCACAAGCCCCGCUUCACCACCAGGAGGCCGCAGACAUUCUUCUAAAGUGUGCGUUUGCAGUCCUGUUUAUUGGGAAAUAUAAAAAUAAAAAAAAGUCUCAACUUG
Messenger RNA from Ictalurus punctatus (channel catfish), 600 nucleotides. It is a transcript of the gene rpl18a, whose product is annotated as ribosomal protein L18a. Gene Ontology annotation, molecular function: structural constituent of ribosome. Gene Ontology annotation, cellular component: ribosome; cytosolic large ribosomal subunit. Lineage: Eukaryota; Metazoa; Chordata; Actinopteri; Siluriformes; Ictaluridae. The record is from RefSeq and is marked provisional. Gene Ontology annotation, biological process: translation.